Messenger RNA from Aspergillus vadensis CBS 113365, 1266 nucleotides. RefSeq lists its product as uncharacterized. The transcript has a single exon. Lineage: Eukaryota; Fungi; Ascomycota; Eurotiomycetes; Eurotiales; Aspergillaceae. The record is from RefSeq and is a predicted model, not a curated record. The coding region runs from base 412 to 1155 and encodes 247 amino acids.
UCGUUGCACCCAUGACAAACAAUCAUAAUGAAAUUAGCACCACCACAGAUAUGAUGCGCCCACCCGAUACCCAAUAGCCCUCAUAUCAUCCGCCUAAGUGACGCUAUCACCGGGCCCGACCAUCCGCAUGACAGGUUACCCCGGUCAAGUGAUUCCCGCAUGGCUAUCAAAUGUACAAUGUAUAUAGGAAACAUGGGUAUCUCCCUCCGAGUCUUUCUCUUUUGCUCUCUUUUUAGAAUGACUUUACCCUCCGUUAUCAAGCACAACAAUGAUACCUAGUUACAAUUUACAUAUUCCCAAGAACUAGGCCUAUCGAUAUCCUACCAGCUAUACUAUACACUCACCCACACUUCUCCAUCCAAAUCCCACACCAUAAACCCAACCAAAGAAGAAGAGAGAAAAAAGAGAAGAAUGUGCCUCCCACCCCUCUCCGACUCGCUCUCCCUCCCCAAACUCCUCAAUCUAAACCUCGACUCUUCCUCCUCGCGAUCCUCCUCUCCCUCACCACCACCACGAUUCCACGAUCGCCAUCACCACCACAAUAGUAGCCACCACCACCACUUCCGCAGACGACGAAGAUCCAACAGCUCAUGCAGCACCUGCAGCGAUACCACCAGCUCCAGCUCCACUACGACCUCCAUUUCCCUCCGGCCCCCACCGCGAAGCUACCACCCACCACAACCGUCUCGCAAGCCUCCGCCUCCACCUGCUCCCCGUGAGCGAGAGCGAGAUACUUACCGAACAAGUCGGAGUAAGGUUCGAGAUGUCGAGGAGACGUUCAUCCCGCUGCCGCCGGCGAGGUCUGUUCGGAUAGCGAGGCCGUGGCCGCGGCCGAGAUUACCGCCCCCGCCUCCGCCGGUGGUGAUUGAUGUCAGAGAGAGGGAGAGGGAGAGGGAGUACUGUCGGUUGCCGGAUGUGGAGGCGGAGGAGGUGGAGUGUGUGGGGGUUUUUGAGCCUGAGGAGCGGGAGAGGGUGGAGGAGUGGGUGGUUAUGAGGGAGAGAGGGGCGUGGAGGAGACCUAGUGGUGCUGCUGCUAUUAGGGAACGGGGGAGGUGGAAGGAGGUAGUUGAGGAUGAGGAAGUGGAUGAGGAGGUGGAUAGGGUGGAGGAGGAUAGGAGGAGGAAGGUGAGGGUUGAGUAUAUUCGGGCUCGAUAGUAGAUCUACUUAGGGUGGGGUUGGCAUGGUGGUGUUUAUGGUAUGGUAUUUUGGUUCAAGUAUAUAGAUUGGUUUCGCAUAUGUGAUUAGUAGUUACUCAGAUAUCAUGAC